Molecule: messenger RNA, 2253 nt
Organism: Myotis davidii
Lineage: Eukaryota; Metazoa; Chordata; Mammalia; Chiroptera; Vespertilionidae
Gene: SNX30
Product: sorting nexin family member 30
Exons: 11
Coding region: 1-1464 (487 amino acids)
Molecular function (GO): phosphatidylinositol binding
Source: RefSeq, a predicted model, not a curated record
AUGGCUGGCCAGAUGAUCCUGACCCAGGUGCGUGCUCCAAAGCCCCUAUCGCCAAGCGUGGCUGCCCGUGGGCGCGCCAGUAAACGCGGGUGGAAUGGAACAGGCUCCUCCAACGUCUCUUUCCACCUCCGAUUUCCGUUAAACAUCUGCGCUGGGCACAGCGCGCAGCCUCCACAGGGCCGCUCUCUAGGUGGCGAGCUGCGCGACAUGCCUCACCCGCUGGCCGGCUCCAGCAGCGAGGAGGGGGUGGGCGGCGACAGCACGCCCAGCCCGGACCUGCUGAUGGCCCGCAGCUUCGGCGACAAGGAUCUCAUUUUGCCCAACGGUGGGACGCCAGCAGGCACUUCGAGCCCAGCUUCUUCAUCUUCCCUUCUCAACAGACUUCAGCUUGAUGACGACAUCGAUGGCGAGACCAGAGAUCUCUUUGUCACCGUUGAUGAUCCCAAGAAGCAUGUCUGUACAAUGGAGACCUAUAUCACGUACAGGAUCACCACCAAAAGUACUCGGGUGGAGUUUGACCUGCCGGAAUAUUCUGUCCGUCGAAGAUACCAGGAUUUUGACUGGUUGAGGAACAAACUGGAAGAAUCGCAGCCCACUCAUCUCAUUCCCCCGCUUCCCGAAAAGUUUGUGGUGAAAGGUGUUGUGGAUCGUUUUUCGGAAGAGUUUGUGGAGACCAGAAGGAAAGCUUUGGAUAAAUUCCUAAAAAGAAUUACGGAUCAUCCUGUGCUUUCUUUCAAUGAACACUUUAAUGUUUUUCUUACUGCUAAGGACCUGAAUGCCUACAAGAAGCAAGGGAUGGCGCUGCUGACCAGAGUGGGCGAGUCAGUCAAGCAUGUCGCCGGAGGCUACAAGCUGAGGAGUCGGCCUCUGGAGUUUGCAGCCAUCGGCGAAUACUUGGACACUUUUGCACUCAAACUGGGAACCAUAGAUCGGAUAGCCCAGCGGAUCAUCAAAGAAGAAAUAGAGUACCUUGUAGAGCUCAGAGAAUAUGGGCCCGUGUACUCCACGUGGAGCGCGCUAGAGGGGGAGCUGGCUGAACCCCUGGAGGGCGUGUCAGCGUGCAUCGGCAACUGCUCCACAGCCUUGGAAGAGCUGACAGAUGACAUGACAGAAGACUUUCUGCCUGUGCUCAGGGAAUAUAUUUUAUAUUCUGACUCCAUGAAGAGCGUGUUGAAGAAGAGGGACCAAGUGCAAGCGGAGUACGAAGCCAAACUGGAAGCCGUGGCUCUGAGAAAGGAGGACCGCCCCAAGGUGCCCGCGGACGUUGAGAAAUGUCAGGAUCGGAUGGAGUGCUUCAAUGCUGACCUGAAAGCCGACAUGGAGAGGUGGCAGAACAACAAGAGGCAGGACUUCCGGCAGCUGCUCAUGGGAAUGGCUGACAAGAACAUCCAAUAUUAUGAGAAGUGCCUCAUGGCGUGGGAGUCGAUUAUUCCGCUUCUACAGGAGAAGCAAGAGACCAAGUGAGUUCCUUCUGGGGACAGAGGCUCUUCUACCUACACAGGGCACGGCACGCCAUCCCGGAAUGUCCCUGCUGUGCCAGAGAGCAGGCCCCGAGCAAGCAACCACAGAAACAUCUCUCCUCGUGUAUUUCCUUCCCUUCCCCACCUGCCUUUGUCUGACAGUUUUUUCACUUAGUAUUUAUUCCCUGGCGGAGGUGUAAGGCUAUAUUCAUCUCUCAGCAAAAGCAGCAGACCUCCGUGCUGUGAAGGAAGCUAUGACACGGAACACUACGAAGAUUCGAAAGCGGGGGACCAGACAUCCUCAGUUGACCCUCUGACAUCUUGUCACAGUUUCCUGUUCUGGGACAGCGGAGCUGCCUGUUGUGGAAGGGAACCCGGGCCCCGCUUUUCAGGGAUGUGAGGAAGGCACAAACAGGAGGCCAUUCUUGCUUCCUGUGGACACACAGCAGCUCUGGACUGACCUCUGUGGGCAGUGACAUGUCCCAGCCUGGCAGGAGGUGUUGGCACCUCCGUGAAGGUCCUUAAUGUACAGUGGCCUGAAGCCGUGUGUGGCCUGCUGCCUGCUCGUGAUGAGUGGUGCCUGUUUGAUGGUUCCUGUUUCCCGCGGGGCCAUUUAAAUCAGUGUCUAAAUGCAUCCGAACUAGAGCCAACCAGCCAGCGUCCUUGUCCUUACCAGUACCAGCCUCGGGGAGCUGGAGGACAGGGCUCCCCAAACUUUUUUCUGACACUAGAAUGCGGAAGAUUGGAAACUGUUUUUGUGUAAAAUGAAAAAAAGGUGCAUUUUUCUCUGUGA